AUCUAUAAUUCUUGGUAUUAGGUGAAUGGACAGUAAAGAGGAGUGAGGAAAGUCAAAUGUACAGACGCCAGCACAUCAAACUACUGGAAUCUGUCUUUCUUUGAUAGAUAUUGAAUUUUUGGUCUAAAAUAUAUAAUGUUGAUUAAGAAAAUUUUAUUGAUUGAAGCAGCUUGAUAUAAUGGCAAUACUUCUCUAGACUUGAUGAUUCAAAGAGAAUUUCAUUAUAUUAUUCCUAUUCUGGAGUUAAAGCCUUGUGGCUCAAACCUGGGCUGCAAUGAUUAUUCUUGUCAUUUUUAUAAUUAGUAAAUGUAAUCUGAUGUAGGUUUCGCAACUUAAGAUGACUUGAAAAAUUAUCUUGAUAAAAAAUUUUAAUAUUGAAAAAUAUUUUCACUUACUAAAUCUGUCUAGAUGAUAAAUAAACAAACGCAAUAAUCCAUUGAUAAGGGUAAGAGAAUGUUUAAAUUUUGAUGGAAAUUGAGGAAAACUACAUUUAAAUACCACGGGACUCAGGUGAAUCCACUUGAGGAAGCUGUUUGAUAAUAACUUUCGACCAAUGGGAAUCGUCGAGAUAGAUACUGUUUUUACGUCAAAUCUAUAUUUUUUAAAUCUUAUCACAAAAUAUUCUUCCAUUCAAUUAGGACUUGUUCAUUGAUAAAAAGUACUAUAAAUAAAAAAUAAUAUCACGAUUUCAGGUUAGUAUUAAACGCAAUCAUGGCGCAAUACAAUAUCGAAGGUGAUUUAGAAAAUAUUACGGAACGCCAACUGGAGUUCGUUAAGAAAGUUAUUUCAGAACAAGACUUAAAAGUCAAAAAAGUUGUACUAGAACCAGUUGGAAAAGCUGGUGAUAAUUUCGCUUCAAAUGUAAAGAGGAUCAACAUUGAAAGUGACAAUGGAAGUAUGAAAAUGAUUCUGAAAAUUGCACCAUCCAUCGAAAUGGCUCGCAUGAUGUCGAAUACGGCAAUGAUGUUCAAGAAUGAACAUUGCAUGUACAUGGAGGUAUUGCCAAAGUUUUUGUCAUUGCAGAAAGCAGUGGGAGUACCUGAAGAAGAACAACUAAGAUUUGCAAAAUGCUACGGAUCUCUCACUGAGCAACCCAAUGAAGUUAUUAUUUUAGAAGACUUGAAAGAAUCGGGAUUCAGCAUGUUGGACAAGUUCCAGUCUUUGUCCAAUGAAUGUGUGAGGAGCAUCUUAAAAAGCUUUGCAAUUUACCAUUCUCUUUCACACGCAUUGUCUAAACAGGAACCAGAAACUUUUGAAGAGAUCAAAGGAAAACUAACAAACAUUUGGACGCUCAUGUAUGAAAACCCAGAGUUUGUCAUUGUGACAAAAUCAAUGGAAACUGAAAUGUUGGUAUUUGUUGACAAUGACGCAGAUAAAGAAAUACUUAGAAAUAAACUGAGCAACAUCGUUCAAAAGCGGUCUGAUUUAAUAAAAAAUGAAGAUAAUAAGUAUUCAGUUAUUCAACAAGGUGAUGCUUGGACUAACAAUAUGUUGUUUAAAGUGGGAGAAGAUUCGGUGCAAUCAGCCAUGAUCGACUAUCAAGCGUCUAAUUUCGGCAACCCCGUAAUUGAUCUCUUCUACAUUAUUUUGAACUGCACCGACCAUGAAACGAGGUCCAAACACUAUUACGACUGGAUAGACUAUUAUCAUUCGGAGCUUGACAAGUCACUGUCAAACUUUGGCUUGGAUGUCAGUUCUAUUUAUCCAAGGGAACAGUUGGAUGCAGAUUUGAAGAAAUACUCCAGCGUUCUUUUCAGCUUGUGUAUACUCUUGUGUAACCUUCUAUUGAGAGAUACUGAAGAAGCCAGUGAGAUGAUGGAAGCUAUAAAGACUACUGAAUUGAGUGAAAUAGCUGAGUCUAUGACUAUCCAACAAAUGCAGAGCAAAACUUUUGAUCGAAUCAAAACGAAAGUGAAUGACCUAGUAGCUAGUAUGAAAGAAUUUAAUUUCGUGUGAUUUUUAUGAACAUUGUUUUCUAAGCUGUGAUAAUUGAAUGAUGCAAUAAAUAUUUGUUAAAACCUG
This is a messenger RNA of Helicoverpa zea (corn earworm), 2022 nucleotides long. RefSeq lists its product as uncharacterized. The record is from RefSeq and is a predicted model, not a curated record. NCBI's taxonomy places the organism in Eukaryota, Metazoa, Arthropoda, Insecta, Lepidoptera, Noctuidae. The transcript is spliced from 2 exons. The coding region runs from base 712 to 1956 and encodes 414 amino acids.